Molecule: messenger RNA, 1473 nt
Organism: Xiphophorus maculatus (southern platyfish)
Lineage: Eukaryota; Metazoa; Chordata; Actinopteri; Cyprinodontiformes; Poeciliidae
Gene: borcs7
Product: BLOC-1 related complex subunit 7
Exons: 5
Coding region: 16-327 (103 amino acids)
Cellular component (GO): BORC complex
Source: RefSeq, a predicted model, not a curated record
UUUUUAACAAGGAAAAUGGCGUCCGCUGAUUCUCAGCCGCGGUUCGGGCAGUCUGUUAAAGGAUUAUUGUCCGACAAGGUGGGCUCCUGUAGCGGGGACGUGAUUGCGUUGACCCGCCAGGUGCUGAAAGGAUCCCGCAGCCAAGAGCUUCUUGGCCAAGCAGCCAGGAACAUGGUGAUCCAAGAGGAUGCAAUUCUGCACUCUGAAGAUAGUCUGAGAAAAAUGUCCAUCAUAACAACUCAUCUACAGUACCAACAGGAGGCCAUCCAGAAGAAUGUGGAGCACUCAAAGAACCUGCAGGACCAGCUGACGCAUCUGCUGAAGUGAUGCAGCAUGACGACAAGGCGUCAUCACAGGAGGUUAAUGUAACGGUGCUUCCUGAGGCCCCCUGCUGGCCUGUGGGACGGUGCAGUCAUCACCUCAGCGUUUGCUGCUGUAGUGCAGACAGUGGGCUCUGUCACCGGCUCUUGUGUGUCACAUUCAUGUUUGAUCAGUGAAAUUAAGUUGGCUGUUUUGGAUGAAUUGCACAGCUGGACUGGUUACAUGCGAAGUGUGUUUGACUUUUUAAAUUGAAAAAGUCUAAAGUGUUUUUGUGGGGCUUCAUUCAGUGGAUGAGAAGGACGGGGUUAAUCGCUCCAGAGGGUUAAGAAAGCAGCUCUUCAGGAUGCCACUGGCGUCUUAACACAGAUUUUGAUUCAGUUCCGUUUAUUUUAUAUUGCGCCAAUUUACAACACACGUUAUCUGGAGGCACUUUAUAUAAAAUGUAAUUUUGAUCCUAGUCAAAUUUUGAUCCUAGUCAAAUCCUGUCAAAUAGUGCAUCAAGAUCAGUCCCUUAUUGGACUAAUUCAAUCCCAGCAGGUUGGAUGGAGUCAUUGACUUGCAGAAUUCACCCCUGGUCUUCUGGGGGGAGCAGACAGUGUCAUUGACUUCUACAGCAUGCAUGUAGCGACGGUGGAGAGAAAGAAAAAAAAAAAAACAACCCUCCCCUUUAACAGGAAUAAACCUCCAGAGGAACCUGGCUCACUACGAGACGCCAUUUGCCACAACUGACUGGUGGUUUGAGAAGACAGAGCAGAGACACAAAACAGAAAUGAAAAAGCUGAAAAGUUCUACGUUAGUGAAAAGUAAAAAGUUCAAGAGGAGAGGGAGGAUGAUUAGCUGAUGGUAGCUUUAUUUCAACCCUAUGCCCUCCUCCAGGAAGGAAUCACAGCCUCAAGAGAAUGACAUGUAGCUGGAUUGGCUGCGUCAGUUAAAAUAACACAAAUAACGCAAAUUGGAGCGUUAAGUAAAAGAAGAAGAAGGUAGAUGGGGAUUGGGUGCAACAUUCAAUUUGAAGGUUUAGAUCAGGCGUGUUGAACUCGGUUUCAUUUUGGGCCAAAUCAAAAAUCUGACCGUUCUUAAAGGGCCGGUUGUGCCAGAAUGUGUGGAUGAAACCAAUUAAACUGUUGAAAUAUCAAUAAACAGAUGUUUGUU